Messenger RNA from Humulus lupulus (European hop), 3272 nucleotides. Its product is annotated as multiple C2 domain and transmembrane region protein 7-like. Bases 68 to 3100 code for a protein of 1010 amino acids. The transcript has a single exon. NCBI's taxonomy places the organism in Eukaryota, Viridiplantae, Streptophyta, Magnoliopsida, Rosales, Cannabaceae. The record is from RefSeq and is a predicted model, not a curated record.
AUUUUCAGGUACUCUUGUUAUAACUCAAAACAAUAUCACUCCAUAAUAGCUUCUUUAAGAUCACACCAUGAUCAGUAACCUUAAGCUCGGAGUAGAAGUAGUGAGUGCACACAAUCUAUUGCCAAAAGAUGGUCAAGGCUCAUCGAGCGCCUUCGUUGAGCUCUACUUCGAUGGACAGAGACACCGUACGACCAUUAAAGAGAAAGACCUCAACCCAGUUUGGAACGAGACCCUCUUCUUCAACAUCUCCGACCCUUCAAACCUCCAUUACCUUUCUCUCGAGGUCAACGUCUUCAACAACGUCAGAGUCACCAACUCCCGCUCCUUCCUCGGCAAGAUCAGUCUCACCGGCACUUCCUUCGUCCCUUACUCAGACGCCGUCGUUUUCCACUACCAUUUAGAGAAGCGCGGCCUCUUCUCUCGUGUCAGAGGAGAGCUCGGUCUGAGAGUCUAUGUCACCGACGAGGCCACCAUGAAAUCCUCAAACAUGUCAGCCAAUAAUCAUUCCGGUACGGCUGUUGAACCAGGUAACGAAAACUCGACUCGAAAAGGCGGGUCUCGGCAUACUUUUCAUCAUUUGCCUCGUGAAACUCACCACCACCAUGAUCACUCCUCUUCCUCGGCCGCCGCAUCAACGGCGGCUCCUUCUCAUCUUGACUCUCACGUCCACCAUAACGCUGCCAAAUACGGCGUUAUGGAUGAGAUGAAACAGCCUGAGCAACAGCAGCCGGCGAAGUUGGUCCGGAUGUACUCGGCGACGCAGCCGAUGGACUAUGCUCUAAAAGAAACGAGCCCUUACCUCGGCGGCGGAAGAGUAGUCGGCGGCCGCGUCGUUCGAGGCGGAGACAAGACCUCUAGCACGUAUGAUCUCGUCGAAAGAAUGUAUUUUCUCUACGUGAGAGUUGGGAAGGCUCGUGAGCUUCCCGCCAUGGAUAUUACAGGGAGUAUAGAUCCGUUCGUGGAAGUCAAAAUCGGAAACUACAAAGGGAUCACGAAACACUUCGAGAAAAAACAAAACCCGGAAUGGAAUCAGGUUUUCGCAUUCUCGAAAGAGAGAAUGCAAGCUUCGGUACUUGAAGUUGUGAUCAAAGAUAAAGAUUUGGUCAAAGAUGACUUCGUCGGAAUCGUAAGAUUUGACAUUAACGAAAUCCCACUCCGAGUUCCGCCGGAUAGUCCUCUGGCUCCGGAAUGGUACAGACUUGAGGAUAAGAAGGGAGAGAAAAUCAAAGGUGAGCUUAUGUUAGCUGUUUGGAUCGGGACACAAGCCGACGAAUCAUUCUCCGACGCGUGGCAUUCAGACGCCGCCGCUCCGAUUGAUUACUCCUCCUCCGCCGUCUCCUCCACCAUUCGUUCCAAAGUCUAUCAUUCCCCAAGACUUUGGUACGUGCGAGUCAACGUAAUCGAAGCUCAUGAUUUGAUCCCAACUGAAAGGAAUCGCUUUCCCGAUGCUUAUGUAAAAGUGCAAAUCGGUCACCAAAUUCUCAAAACGAAGCCGUUUCAAGCUCGGACACUCAAUGCCCUUUGGAAUGAGGAUAUGUUGUUUGUAGCCUCCGAGCCAUUCGAGGACCAUUUGGUAAUUACGGUGGAAGACCGAGUCGGUCCAGGGAAAGAUGAGAUUAUUGGGAGAGUCGUCUUACCGUUGAAUGCCAUCGACAGACGCGCCGACGACCGUCCGAUUCAUUCCCGGUGGUUCAAUCUUGAGAAGCCGGUUGCUGUUGAUAUUGAUCAAUUGAAGAGAGAGAAAUUCUCCAGCCGAAUCCACCUCCGAGUUUGCCUCGACGGAGGUUACCACGUACUCGACGAGUCGACUCACUACAGCAGCGAUCUUCGUCCCACGGCCAAACAGCUCUGGAAGCCGCCGAUCGGAGUACUGGAGCUCGGAAUCUUGAACGCCUCUGGGCUCCAUCCGAUGAAAACCCGUGACGGAAGAGGAACAUCCGAUACCUACUGUGUAGCCAAGUACGGUCACAAAUGGAUCAGGACCCGAACAUUGGUGGACCACUUGAACCCGAAAUACAACGAACAGUACACGUGGGAGGUAUUCGACCCGGCCACGGUUUUAACCAUCGGAGUUUUCGAUAACAGCCAGAUCAGCAACGACAAAGGAGGGUCAAACAAAGAUUUAAAAAUCGGGAAAGUCCGGAUCCGAAUAUCGACUCUCGAAACGGGUCGGAUCUACACCCAUUCAUACCCGUUACUGGUGCUCCACCCGACUGGGGUCAAGAAAAUGGGCGAGCUCCACUUAGCGAUCCGAUUCUCUUGCACCAAUUUCGUCAACAUGCUUUACGCCUACUCAAAACCGUUGCUCCCAAAGAUGCAUUACGUCAGACCCUUCAGCGUUAUGCAGCUCGACUUAUUACGCCACCAAGCCGUCAACAUAGUAGCGGCGCGCCUCGGCCGAGCCGAGCCGCCGCUGAGAAAGGAAGUUGUUGAGUACAUGUCCGACGUGGACUCUCACUUAUGGAGCAUGCGACGGAGCAAGGCUAAUUUUUUCCGCCUAAUGACGGUGUUCGGUGGAGUUUUCGCGGUGGGGAAAUGGUUCGGAGAUAUUUGCACGUGGAAAAAUCCGAUCACGACGGUUUUAGUGCACGUGCUUUAUUUGAUGCUGGUUUGUUUCCCGGAGCUGAUUCUUCCCACGGUGUUUCUGUACAUGUUUUUGAUCGGAAUUUGGAACUACCGGUACCGGCCGAAGUACCCUCCCCACAUGAACACGAGGAUUUCUCAGGCGGAGGCGAUCCACCCGGACGAGAUGGACGAGGAGUUCGACACUUUCCCGACGAGUCGUAAUCCGGACUUGGUGAGGAUGAGAUACGACAGGCUGAGGAGUGUCGCCGGGAGGAUUCAGACUGUCGUUGGUGACGUGGCGACUCAGGGGGAGAGAAUGCAUGCCUUGUUGAGCUGGAGGGAUCCUAGGGCUUCCGCCAUCUUCGUCAGUUUCUGUCUUGUGGCGGCUUUGAUUCUCUACGUUACGCCAUUUCAAGUGGUGGCUGCUCUCGCCGGGUUCUUCGUUAUGCGCCACCCGAGGUUUCGUCACCGGUUGCCGCCGGUUCCCGUCAAUUUCUUCCGCCGGUUGCCUGCGAGGACUGAUAGUAUGUUGUAAACUUUGGGACACCAUGCAUUUUCUUUAUUAAUUAUCCAUGGUGUAUGAGUAGUUUUGUUUGUUAUAAUUUGUAACUUUCUAUUAGAAUUCUAAUGUUUUUAGUUUUAUUACUAUAGUACUACUUUUUCGCUUGAAACUUAUACGUAUAUUACCUUAAUUUGCUUCAUUAGUA